GGCUCAGAGCGGCAGGGCCAGCCUGACACAGCCAGGCCCCGGCGCCCACCAUGAAUGCCAAAAUCACCAAGACCCCCACAGGGAGCUUGCAACAGCAGCGUCCCACACGCCCAGGAGCUUCCACAGCUCCGGUGCCACCACGCCCUGGGCCGAUGGUGCAACCCUCACGCUCUGGGUCGGGGGUGGCGCCCUCUCGCCCUGGGGCAGCGCCCUCUCGCCCUGGGACCGUGGCGCCCUCUCGCCCAGGGACGGCGACGCCCUCUCGCCCAGGGACGGCGGCACCCUCUCGCCCAGGGGCAUCCGAGCAACCGGAGAAUACAGGACCCAGGAUGCAGCAGGAUGCAGCCUCAAGGAUACCCAAGGGCCAAGAGAAGUCCUCCAUCCAACAGCGUGCUGAAGGACGGGCCAAAGUCCCGCUCAAAUUCAGGGACAGCUUCAAGCGUUUUUUCUUCUCGCCCAAGGGGAUAUUGAAGAUCCUGAGGCUGGGUCUUAUCCUAGGAGCAUUAAUUUGUUUCAUCAUUGCCAAAGCCUAUGAGCCGUAUAUAGCCAUCACAGUUCUGGAAAUGUGCAUCGUUCUUUUUUUUAUUCUAAUAUAUAUGCUAACCCUUCACCACUUGCUGGUUUUUUUAGAUUGGCCCUUACUUGAUCUUAUCAACAGUAUCAUUACAGCUAUGUUCCUUUUAAUAGUUGCCAUCUUGGCGAUGCAAGAAAUGGAAAGAAGGCAUUUAUUCUAUGUUGGAGGGAUCCAGUGUCUCAUGGCGGCAAUGGUGUGUAUCCUGGAUGCGAUGCUGGCCACCAAGACCAUGAGGGAGAAAAUAAAAAGAUUCCUGGGAAUCGAAUUAGACACCAAUGCCUCCCUGCUCCUGGAACCCAUCCCUGAAAAAGCACAGGGAACCAAGUCAUUCUGGACGCUAUUCUCGAAAGCACCCACACCGGCACCCGUGAAAGCAGACACACCGGCACCUGGGAAAGCACCUGCGAAAACAGGCACGCCGGCACCCGCGAAAGCACCUGAGAAGGCACCCGCAAAAGCGGGCACGCCGGCACCCGCGAAAGCAGCCUCGCAGGCAUCCACGAAAGCACCUGCGAAAACAGGCACGCCGGCACCCGCGAAAGCACCUGCGAAAGCACCCGCGAAAGCAGCCACGCAGGCACCCACGAAAGCACCCGCGAAAACCCCCACCUCGGACUCCAGGCGCACACCCACCCAGGUGUCCUCAAUGGUAUCCUCGCGGCCAUCCUCGGGGCCCGCAUCCUCGGUGCCAUCUUCGCGGCCAUCCUUGCGGACACCCGCACGGACAUAAACGUUGGUGCUUCGUCCCUCUCGCUAAUCCCAGCACUGAGCUUGCAUGCUGUCGCCCAUCCCGGCCCACAUGCGAUCAUAAAAUCAGGGCUGCUAAGUUGGGACCAUU
This is a messenger RNA of Canis lupus familiaris (dog), 1412 nucleotides long. It is a transcript of the gene CMTM1, whose product is annotated as CKLF like MARVEL transmembrane domain containing 1. The transcript has 4 exons. The record is from RefSeq and is marked provisional. The coding region runs from base 51 to 1304 and encodes 417 amino acids. Gene Ontology annotation, cellular component: membrane. NCBI's taxonomy places the organism in Eukaryota, Metazoa, Chordata, Mammalia, Carnivora, Canidae.